AGAGACACCCCAAGAUGAAGAGGGUCCUGCUGCUCCUCGUCGCACUGGCUGUAGCCGCUGGGCCAGCCCUUGCUCUCCGCUGUCAUGUGUGCUCCAGCUCCACCAACUGUGAGAAACCUCAGAACUGUGAGGCCAGCGCCAACUACUGCAAGACCAUGACCAGGGUGGAGCCCCUGCGGGGGAACCUGGUGGAGAAGGACUGUGUGGAGCAGUGCACGCCCACCAACCACCUGCAGGGCCAGGUCAGCAGCGGCGCCAUGGCCGUUCAGUGCUGCAGGGAGGACCUGUGCAACAGGAGUCUGCAGAGCAGCGCACGCACCCGCGGCCGGCUCGCCGGUCCCGGCCUCGGCCUGGCGCUGGCCCUGGGCCUCCUGGCCCUCCUCUCGGCCCCCGGUCUGUGACGCCCCUGCCCCCUCCCCCGGGGACUUCCAGGCCCCCGUUCCUUCCUCUUCCCGCCUGGGGACCUCCGCAGCCCCUCCCUUGCCAGGAUGGGGAGGUUCUGGUGCCCUGGGCUGGGGGUCACCUCCGGAGGUCUGGGCCACAUCCUGCCCCGCAGGCUGAUGGCCUGGAGCGCCCGCCCCUCAGACAAGAGGAUGCACCUCUCCGAGCAGCAGGAAGGCAGGAGCCGGAAGGUGUUCUGAUCCCUUUCGAUUUUACAGUUAUUCUGUUGGGUUUCCAUUUAUUUUUCUACUUGGACCUCUGCACAGGAAUAAAUGAUUGAAAACUG
Suricata suricatta (meerkat) is the source of this 727-nucleotide messenger RNA. RefSeq names its product lymphocyte antigen 6 family member D (gene LY6D). The transcript has 3 exons. Lineage: Eukaryota; Metazoa; Chordata; Mammalia; Carnivora; Herpestidae. Gene Ontology annotation, cellular component: cell surface. The record is from RefSeq and is a predicted model, not a curated record. The coding region runs from base 15 to 401 and encodes 128 amino acids. Gene Ontology annotation, biological process: lymphocyte differentiation.